GUUACGAGACGGAUCGGUCAGAUUCUCCUCUCGCUCAGUGCUAACCAGAACCGAACCUGCUCCUCCUCCUUCCCGCUCGGAUAAUCUCUUUCCUUCGACCCAACAUCCUGCUCCGAAUGACAUUACUGAAAUGAUGCUGCUGAAAUGUUCUGUAACCACCCCCUCUCCCGAGCCCUCCGCCUCCCUCACCUGCGCCCACCCCGAACAAGUCCCUACUACCAUUUCUGUCUUCCCUCUCGCUUCUUCAACAACACCUCGUCGUCGUCGUCGUCGUCGUCGUCGUCCUGCCUUUUCACUCCACCCCUAGAGCCCGGCGCAUACAGCGAUCCCGCCGCCGCCGACUCUGCCAACACCAUCCUCCACCUGCUGCGCAGCACCGACCCCUCCGCCGUAUCCUCCGCCCUCCGCCACUGCGGCGUAUCUCCCACCCCUUCCCUCGUCGCCUCCCUCCUCGACUCUCCUGCCUCUUCUCUUUCCUCCCUCCCCGCCGCCUCCCUCCUCUCCUUCUCCCUCUGGGCCCGCCCCCACCUCCCCGCCCACCUCCUGGCCUCCCUCGUCGACCUCCUCGCCCGCUCCCGCUCCUUCAACUCCGCCUGGUCGCUCCUCCUCUCCCGCCCCUCCCCGCUCCCCGCCUUCGCCCCCCUCCUCCGCCGCUACGCCCGCGCCGGCUCCCCCUCCGCCGCCGUCCGCACCUUCCGCUUCCUCCUCCGCCACCCCGAAUCCCUCGCCGCCCCCCACGCUGACUGCUCCUGCCCCUUCGACCUCCUCAUCGACGCCCUCUGCAAGGAGGGCCACCCGCGCGCCGCCGCCGACCUCGUCCGCCGCCGCCGCUGCGAGGACGGCACCUGGUCCCCCCCCUCCGUCCGCGUCUACAACGUCCUCCUCCACGGCUGGUUCCGCGCGCGCCGCCUCAAGAAGGCCGAGCGGCUCUGGGGCGAGAUGCGCCGCGACGGCGUGCGCCCCACCGUCGUCACCUACGGCACCCUCAUCGAGGGCCUCUGCCGCGCGCGCCGCCCUGACCAGGCCGCCGCCCUCCUCGACGAGAUGAAAGCCGCCGGUAUCGAGCCCAAUCUGCUCACCUGCAAUCCCAUCGUCGAUUCCCUCGCGGAGGCCCGGCGGUUUGCAGAUGCCCUCAGCAUGCUCGAGAAAUUUCCCCUCUACGGCGUAUCCCCCGACAUCUCCACUUAUAAUUCCCUCAUCAAAGGGUUCUGCAAGAGUGGUGAUCUCGCGGGGGCCAGCAAGAUGAUCAAGUCGAUGAUCGGGAGGGGCAUUCUUCCGACCGCUACCACGUAUAAUUACUUCUUCAGGUUCUUUGCCAAGUUCGGGAGGAUCGAAGAGGGCAUGAACCUGUACACGAAGAUGGUCCGGUCUGGGUAUGCCCCGGAUCAGCUCACCUUCCAGCUUCUGAUCAAAAUGUUCUGCGAGAAUGAUAAGCUAGACUUGGCUGUGCAGAUGAUAAAAGAGAUGAACAGAAGUGGGUUUGCAUCCGACCUGGCCACGAGCACCAUGUUGGUGCAUUUGCUCUGCCGGACGCGCCGGUUUGAAGAUGCCUGUGAGGAGUUUGGGGAAAUGUUUAAGCGGGGAAUUGUUCCUCAGUACAUUACGUAUCGGAUGCUCAUGAAAGAAUUGAAGAGGUUGGGGAUGCCCCGGUUGGAAAAGAAGCUGAGCGAUCUCAUGCAUUCUGUCCCGCAUUCUACUAAAUUGCCGGGUUCUUACAGGGAUAAAGAAGGGGAUGAGACUGUCAAGUUGAGGAAGUCCAUUAUAAACAAGGCCCAAGCUAUGUCUGAUGCUUUGAAGGAGUGUAAUGAUCCGAAGGAAUUGAGUAGACUAAAGAGCUCUACAGAGAGUGCACUUGAGAGUGCAAAUAGAUUGGUAGCAGAUAUUAGAAGAAGAGUAUAUGCAGUGCAAAGUGACUAGCGAUGAGACUUAGCUUGAGCUCCUUCGGCUGGCUGAGGCUACGAAUUGUGUUGGUGACCUGUUGUGUUCAUUUUUGGUUAUACUUCCCAACUAAACUGCAUAUGAAGUAUCUUCGUAUAUUCUUUAGGGAAGAUUGAAGCAGUUGAUUGUUUCAUUUCUUUUGUGGAUCAAGAGGAGCUCCUUCAUUCUUUUGAAGUAAAAAAAGGGAUGCUUUUACAACUUCACAAGAGAAGAGAGGUGAAGAGAAGGUUUGGGAAGGUCUGCUUUCUUUGUCUUCUUGCUUAGUUCAAUACUUGCAAUGGUGAUUGGAGGCGUUCCCGAAGUUUUCGAGGCCUAAUUCACAAGAUUGGAAGGGGCUUCAAGGAAAUAGGGUUUUCCUUAUUUGGAUGUUGUAUGCUAUUUAUUUUCUACGCCUGCGGUUGUAGCCCAGUAGUGGGCGAAUCAGAAGCCGGAGUAAAUAUGUCUGCGUAAGGAGAUGCUUUAAACAAUCCAGAGUUGUUGCUUGCAGAAUUUGCUCAUAGUUGAAAGUUAUACACCUAUUCCCAGGUCCCAAUGCUUAGAUGCAAUCACAGCUUAAAUGCAUUCUAAGGAACUUGCUAUGAAGAUACGAAGGCAACCAUAUUUCUGUUUUAUCUAUUACAACUAAAACACUAAAUCAAUAUUCUGAUACCUUGUUUGGUA
Ananas comosus (pineapple) is the source of this 2598-nucleotide messenger RNA. RefSeq names its product pentatricopeptide repeat-containing protein At5g11310, mitochondrial. Bases 145 to 1917 code for a protein of 590 amino acids. Gene Ontology annotation, molecular function: protein binding. NCBI's taxonomy places the organism in Eukaryota, Viridiplantae, Streptophyta, Magnoliopsida, Poales, Bromeliaceae. The record is from RefSeq and is a predicted model, not a curated record. The transcript is spliced from 3 exons.